AUGUCUGAGGAGGAGGAAGAGGAGGAGGAGGAGGAGGUGAAGGAUGCCCUGGUGGAGGAGAUCCUCCAGCAGGGCGACACGGCCAUCAUCUACCCGGAGGCCCCCGAGGACGAGCAGAGCCCCGCCGAGACGGGCGGGGCCGACGAAAACGGCACCCCCGACUCCUUCUCCCAGCUGCACACCUGCCCCUACUGCUCGCGGGGCUACAAGCGCAACGCCUCGCUGAAGGAGCACAUCAACUCCCACAUCAGCAGCAAGAAGUGCGUGGGCGCGGCGCCCGCCAACGGCGUGACGCGCCUGGUCAUCAAGUCGCCGUCGCCCAGCGCGCAGAGCCGGCCGGUGGCCAUCGCCCCCGCCCGCGUCCUCAUCAAGGAGAAGGCCGAGAGCAAGCCGCUGCAGGAGCAGCUGCCCGUCACCCAGAUCAAGUCCGAGCCGGUGGAGUACGAGUGCAAGCCGCUGACCGCCGCCCCGCCGGCCACGCCCCCGGCCGGCCACGCCGUGGCCCAGCCGACGGCGGCGGCGGUGGGAGCGGCGGCCAACUUGCCGCAGGGCGUGGCCAUGGUGGUGCCCACGGUGGGCCUGGUGUCGCCGGUCAGCAUCAACCUGAGCGACCUGCAGAGCGUGCUGAAGGUGGCGAUGGACGGCAACGUGCUGCGGCAGGUGCUGGGCUCGGCCAACGGCGUGGUGGCGCCGGGCAAGCAGGGCAUCGUGGUGCAGCAGCCGCAGCAGCAGAUCAUCAGCCUGCCCGCCUUCGUGGACCACGACGGCACCACCAAGAUCAUCAUCAACUACAGCAUCAGCCCCGCCGCCGCCGCCACGGCAACGGCGACCGGCCAGCCCACACCGCUGCUGGUCAAAAGCCAGCUUGCCGCCGCCGCCACGCCCGCCGCCUCGGCAACCAGCCAGACGCAGGCGGAAAGAGCCCCGACUCCCGAAGUGGCCGACCUCACGCUGGUCAAGAAGGAGCCCCAGUGCGAGCCGCUGGGCGCCCCGGCGGCGGCGCCGAAUGAGGAGGAGGAGAUGGCGGCGCCGGUGGACCUGUCGGAGCCGGCGGCGGCGGCCCGGGUGGCGGGCGGCGGCGGCGCCUGCCUGCUCUGCGACGACUGCCCCGACAACCUGGAGGCGCUGCACCUGCUGCAGCACCGCAAGGCGGCCAACGGCGAGGCGGUGGACUCGGCGGCGCUGGACCCGUCCUUCGCCGCGCUGCUGAGCGAGGCGGGCGUCACGCUGGCGGAGCCCUCGCCGGUGGACGACCUGCUCUCGCUGCUCAGGACCUACUUCGCCUCCAACGCCAACCCCGGCGAGGCCGAGCUGGCGAGGAUCGCCCAGUCCGUCAGCAUCCCCGUGGAGGUGGUCAGGAAGUGGUUCGCCAAGAUGAACUGCGGGAAGAGGGCGGGCGAGCGCAACAAAGAGGCGCCACUGGCGGCGGUCGGGUCCAAGAGGCCCGCCCCCGAGGACGCAUCAAGCCAGAACGGCGAGGAGGAGGCGGAGCCGGCGGCGUCCAGCGGAGCCCCGUCGGACUGCGGGUCCCCGCCCGGCGCGCUGACCGGCGGGCUGGUGAUCGUCAAGAGCGAGCCGGAGGACGGCGAGGGGGGCGACUCGCAGGCGGAGCCGCUGGACCUGUCGCUGCCCAAGCAAGCGAUGGCGGCGAAAGCGGCGUGCAAAGCGGGCGCUCCGGCCGGCAAGCAGCAGGAGCAGCCGCUCAACCUGAGCUGCCAGCUGAAGGGGCGCACCAUUUACGUGGCGGCGCCGCCCGCCGGCAUCGUGGCAACUGCCGCCCAGCUGCCCGCCCUGGUGGCCAUCGCCGGCCACCAGGGCGGCGCCGCCGUGGGCUGCCUGGGCGCCAAGCGCACCAUCCUCAUCCCGCAGCUCACCUACACCUACGCCGCGCCCGCCGCCGCCGCCGCCGGGGCCAAGACCGUCGUCCUCAACGGCCACAAGGUGCAGGACAGCCGCCCGGAGAGCAGCCCGGACGCCGGCGGCGGGGGGGGGCCGGAGGAGCAGAGCGACGCCAAGAAGCGGCGGCUGGAAAACGGCGUCUACCCAUGUGACCUCUGCUCCAAGGUGUUCCAGAAGGGAAGCUCGCUGCUCCGACACAAAUACGAACACACAGGAAAGCGGCCCCACGAGUGCAGCAUCUGCAACAAGGCCUUCAAACACAAGCACCACCUGAUCGAGCACUCCCGGCUGCACUCGGGGGAGAAGCCCUACCAGUGCGACAAGUGCGGGAAGCGCUUCUCCCACUCGGGCUCCUACUCCCAGCACAUGAACCACCGCUACUCCUACUGCAAGAAGGACGGCGCCGGCGGCGGGGGGGGCGGUGGCGCCCCGGGGACGCGCCGGCCAAUGGCGGAGCCGGGCAGCCCCGGCGGCGGCGGCGGCGGCGGGCCGCAGUCGGACAGCCGCACCACCACCCCCCCCUCCCAGAUGGACUCGGACGAGAGGGAGAGCGAGGAGGAGGAGGAGGAGGAGGAAGAGGAGGAGGAGGAGGACAAGGAGGCCAUGUGCAUGGACGACAUCCGGGUGGUGCAGGUGGACGACGGCGAGUGCGAGAUCUACGAGGGGAAUUUCGAGGAAGAGGAGGAGGAGGAGGAGGGGGGGGAGACUGAGGGCCAGGGCGGCCAGCAGGAGUUCGCCUGCGACGUGGUGGAGGUGGAGCUGGGGGAGGGCCCGGCGGGGGGGGAGGCGCCGGACGCCGGAGCGCCGGACUGUGAGGCGGCCGGACCGGACAACGGCGAGGAGGCCGGGAAUGCCGACGUGCCGGCAAAGGAAGCGGCAGCCAACGGAUAA
Molecule: messenger RNA, 2790 nt
Organism: Menidia menidia (Atlantic silverside)
Lineage: Eukaryota; Metazoa; Chordata; Actinopteri; Atheriniformes; Atherinopsidae
Source: the annotation of a GenBank genome assembly